UCCGAUCGCCAGCGCGAGCAGCUGCUGCCGGACGAGGACUCGCGACAGAGCUACGAGCUGGGACGGGCGUUUGAGCGGCAGUACCCGUACGGCAGCGUGGACACACAGCUGACGACAGAGCAGGAGACGCAGAUUAGGGAGAAGGGCGUGGACGCAUGGGAGUUUGUGGUGGGCCUGGAUGUCAAUGCGAUGCUGCAGACAAAGACCGAUGUGCUGCUCAUGGGCGGCGAGAACUGCGUGCAGACAAACCUGCCGAUUCCAAAGACAAACUCUGUGUACUACUUUGAGGUCAAGAUCGUCGAGAAGCCAGCUGACGUCAACAUGUGGAUUGGGCUGGCCACCAAGCCAUACCCGGCGUGGCGGAUGACAGGCUGGAACAAGUACUCUGUCGGCUAUUCAGUCAACAACGGCAACUUGCACCAAAACAGCCCGUUCAAGGGCCAGCAUAUCGGCGAGCAGCUGUACGUGGGCGACAUUCUCGGCGUAGGGUACCAGCCGCGCAGCGGCAUUGUGUGGUUCACGCGAAACGGCCGCCGCUACAAGGCCAUUGCCUCGGGGAUGCUGUACGACGUGUUUCCAACAAUUUCCGCCGACGGCCCGUGCUCCUUCAGCGCCAACAUUGGCCAGCGCGGGUACGUGUUUAUCGAGGCCAACGUCAAGCGCUGGGGCUUCGCGCCCAUCGAGGGUGUGGUGCAGCCGCCGCCCGUGUACGGCGCCAACCAGAACACCAUCCUGCUG
Molecule: messenger RNA, 738 nt
Organism: Linderina pennispora
Lineage: Eukaryota; Fungi; Kickxellomycota; Kickxellomycetes; Kickxellales; Kickxellaceae
Product: SPRY-domain-containing protein
Exons: 2
Molecular function (GO): protein binding
Source: RefSeq, a predicted model, not a curated record